CCCGCGCCCCUCUCCCGUGGCGGUAGGCCCCGGGAGCGGCGGCCCGGCCGGCUUCUGGUCCCCACCUGCCGCCGGGUGCCUGCGCCCACGGGCUCUGCUGGGCUUUGCACGGCCAAAAGUUAAAAAUGGGUGAUGAUGUCCCAGAUAAUUGGCAUAUUGGGGAGAAAUGCCUUGCCCCUCUUCUGGAAGACGGGAAACUUCAUGAAGGAACAAUAUCCUCUAUUGAAAAGGACAAGAACGGAAAAUCAUUUGCUGUUGUAUCAUUCUUGGAGUCUGAAGAAAGGAAAAUACUAAUAACUAAACUUUGUAGAGUCAAAGCCAGUAGAGGACCCUGGAAAAGCUUAGUUUUUGAUGAUGGUGAUCUGGAAAAGCCUUAUUUUCCUGACCGAAAUCUUCCGACGCCUGCAGUUGCUUUUAAAUUAUCUGACAACGGUGAUUUUAUCCCAUAUACAAUUAACAGAUACCUGCGUGAUUAUCAAAGGGAAGGAGCCCUAUUUCUGUAUGGACACUAUGCUAAUAAAAGGGGCUGUAUUCUUGGAGAUGAUAUGGGCCUUGGAAAGACAAUACAGGUAAUUUCAUUUCUGGCUGCAGUGUUGCACAAAAAGGGAACACGUGAGGAUAUUGAAAAUAAUAUGCCAGAAUUUUUACGGAGAACAAUGAAAAAAGACUCAAAGACUAACCCCAAGAAGACUUUCCUCAUAGUAGCCCCUCUUUCAGUGCUGUACAACUGGAAGGAUGAGUUAGACACAUGGGGGUACUUCAAGGUCUCUGUCUUACAUGGCAGUAAAAAAGAUGAUGACUUGAGUCGUAUCAAGCAAGGGAAAUGUGAAGUUGCCCUUACAACAUAUGAGAUACUUCGCCUGUAUUUGGAUGAAAUUAACAGUAUAGAAUGGUCUGCUGUGAUAGUGGAUGAAGCACAUAGAAUCAAGAAUCCAAAGGCUCAAAUAACUCAAACCAUGAAGUCAUUAAAAUGCAGUGUUCGCAUAGGUCUUACUGGAACCAUUCUUCAAAACAAUAUGAAGGAACUUUGGUGUGUUAUGGACUGGGCCGUACCAGGACUUUUGGGUAGCAGAGUACAUUUCAAGAAGAAAUUUUCUGAUCCAGUGGAGCAUGGCCAGAGGCAUACUGCAACUAAAAGAGAGCUAGCAACAGGUCGUCAGGCCAUGAUGAAGCUAGCAAGAAAAAUGUCUGGCUGGUUCCUGAGACGUACAAAAGCGCUUAUCAGUGAUCAGUUGCCAAAAAAGGAAGACAGAAUGGUGUACUGUUCCCUGACUGAGUUCCAGAAAGCAGUGUACCAGGCUGUGCUACAGACAGAGGAUGUAAACUUAGUACUACGAGCAGGAGAGCCUUGUAGCUGCAACAGCGGCCGUAAAAGGAAGAACUGUUGUUACAAAGUAAAUGCUUACGGUGAAACAAUUAAGUCACUGUGCUUCAGUUACCUGACAAUCCUACAGAAGGUUGCAAAUCAUGCUGCACUGCUGCAGACGGACAACACUAGCAAGCAGCAGGAAGCACAUAUCAAACGGGUGUGCAGCCAGGUAUUUUCCAGUUUUCCAGAUUUUGUGCAGUUAAGCAAAGAUGCAGCCUUUGAAACAAUUUCAGAUCCAAAGUACAGUGGAAAAAUGAAGGUCCUUCAGCAGCUUUUAAAUCACUUCCAAAAAACUAAGGAUAAAGUUCUUCUUUUCUCCUUUUCCACAAAGUUGCUAGAUGUGCUGGAACAAUACUGUAUGGCAUCUGGGCUAGAUUACCGAAGACUUGAUGGAAAUACAAAAUCAGAAGAUAGGAUCAGAAUUGUAAGAGAGUUCAACAGCAUUCAAGAAAUUAACAUAUGUCUUGUAUCUACAAUGGCUGGUGGACUGGGUCUUAAUUUUGUUGGUGCCAAUGUUGUUAUACUGUUCGAUCCUACAUGGAACCCAGCAAAUGAUCUUCAAGCUAUUGACAGAGCUUAUAGGAUUGGCCAAUACAAAGCUGUUAAAGUGUUUAGAUUGAUAUCCUUGGGAACUGUGGAGGAGAUGAUGUACUUGCGACAAGUUUAUAAACAGCAACUUCACUGUGUGGUGGUUGGAAGUGAAAAUGCUAAGCGGUAUUUCGAGGCAGUGCAAGGAUCAAAGGAACAUCAAGGAGAGCUUUUUGGGAUCCAUAACCUUUUCAAACUCAGGACUCAUGGGUCCUGUCUUACCAAGGACAUCCUGGAGGUGUGA
Messenger RNA from Haliaeetus leucocephalus (bald eagle), 2201 nucleotides. RefSeq names its product excision repair cross-complementation group 6-like 2 (gene ERCC6L2). Bases 126 to 2201 code for a protein of 691 amino acids. Gene Ontology annotation, molecular function: ATP binding; ATP-dependent chromatin remodeler activity. Lineage: Eukaryota; Metazoa; Chordata; Aves; Accipitriformes; Accipitridae. The record is from RefSeq and is a predicted model, not a curated record. The transcript is spliced from 14 exons.